CUUUCAUCCUAUAUUUGUCCCCCAUCGACAACUAGUAUAAUCACAAGCUUAUCAUGCCUCCCAAGUCUAAGAAGACCAAGGCAGAGGAAGCUGCCGAUUUUCUGUCAAGCCUUGACAAUCUAGAUGCCCCGCCCGCCGGUAUCGAAACAGCCCCAUCAACCUCUGCCCCAAUCGCUGCGGGAGAGCUCCCAAGGGCAUCGACUGACUCUGCCCGACCCAAAAGCAUCAAAUCCAGUACAGAUCUUUCCAACUCGGUAGAUUUGGGUCGAAGCAAGACCGCGACUCCGCCUCCUCCCGUUGUAGAAGCUGAGAAUGACGAGGCGAAUGAAGCUUUAGCGUUCCUCCAAGCUCAAAUCAACACCAAACGUGCUCCUCUUUCUGCCCCUAAACCAUCGGCACCUCGAGCAGCUACACCUCAAUCCAGCUCCGCUACGGCUGCUGCUCCCAGUUCGAGCUCCAGCGCUACUUUGGCGAGCGCACCUGUCAACGUUCCCACGGCCAGUGCUGCUUCGGGUGCAAGCAGUGGAUGGGGAAGUUCAUGGUGGUCUAGUGCGACGUCGGCCCUGCAGAAUGCUCAGAAAAUCGCGGAUGAAGGAUACAAGAGGGUCAGGACGGAGGGUGUCGCGGGAGUGUCUGAGCAGCUCAAGGGUGUUGAUCUGAACAAGUUGAGACAAGGGGCAGAAGAGAGAUUGGGAGGGAUCGUCAAGGGCGUGGAUCUCGAGAAGCUGCGAGAGGACCUUCUGAAGCACACCUCGUCCACUCUGACAACGAUCCUCGACACCGUGGCACCACCGAUUGCGGCUCAUGAGACCCUCGAGCUAUGGCUCGCACACCCAAUGUCAGGAUACGCCGGCGUCGAAGGCGUAGUCUAUCGAGCCUGGACCAAAAUCCUCGAGCAGACGGAGUCUGGAGAAUUGAUCGUCAUGUGGUCUGCGGAAGAUCCAGCUCAGGAGGACAUGGAAAGAAACAUGAACCCUGUCGAAGGGUUUGAAACCGGUUGGAAGAGGCAGAAUGAGCAGAUUGUCAAGGUUCGCGAGAGGGAAGAAGAGAAUCCUCAGGGCAGAGCCAGAGCGAAUCCUUCCGUACCUGUCACUACUGUUCCCAUCUUCCUUCAUCUUCAGCCUGUUCUCGCCCCGCUCUCUAUACCUGAACCGCCUAUCCUCCUGUCCCAGAGCAAAUCUGAGCCUGGUUCAGCGCCCACUCCGCCCAAACACCUAUACUUCCUCAUGACGCUUCAAGACCCUUCACACUCCCUCCGCUUCACGACCGUCUCGCAACCCGCUCCAGCCGAUUGGCUCGAUGUCGAAUACGAGAAGAGUGACUGGGUGGAGGAGAGACUGGUCGAAGUGCUCAGGAACGGAGUGGAGAUCAUCGCUCAAGAUUACGUUGCAACGAGAAUGGGCAUGAAGCCAUCGAUCGCGACACCCGCGACGCCUACCGAACCAAAGGAAACAAGUGCGGCUCCUGCAGAGACAUCCCAGGAAGACAAGAAGGCUUAGGGCAGCUGCCAAGGGCUCAAGACGUUCACUUAUUUGUAAAUAGACAGCGGUCUCCUGGUUUGCAUCGUUUGUGAUC
Molecule: messenger RNA, 1575 nt
Organism: Kockovaella imperatae
Lineage: Eukaryota; Fungi; Basidiomycota; Tremellomycetes; Tremellales; Cuniculitremaceae
Product: maintenance of telomere capping protein 1
Exons: 4
Coding region: 54-1499 (481 amino acids)
Source: RefSeq, a predicted model, not a curated record